Cotesia congregata is the source of this 2367-nucleotide messenger RNA. Lineage: Eukaryota; Metazoa; Arthropoda; Insecta; Hymenoptera; Braconidae. The record is from the annotation of a GenBank genome assembly.
AUGGAGAAGCAAGAAAUAUUUACCAACUUACACUACUUGCCGAUUUUUAUAUUUGUUUCGGUACCUGCGAGUUUUAUUAUCACAUAUACUAUUGCGGUUGUAAAAGGCCAUGUUGUCCCAGGAUUUCCUUACAUUUCGGAUACGGGCACUUAUCCACCAGAAAGUUGUUUAUUUGCACAAUUUUUAAAUAUUAUUGCUGUUAUAAUGGCUAUUUCUGUCUAUGUUAGAUACGGUCAAUUGAAAGAAAUUUCUUCAACCUAUCAAUUGUCAGCGUACUGGCAAAAAAUAAAUAAAAUUACAUUGAUCCUUGGCAUGAUUACAUCAAUUGGAAUGUCUAUAGCUGGAAAUUUUCAAGAAACUUCCAAUUUAAUUAUACAUUUAUGUGGUGCUUUUACAUGUUUUGGCUGUGGGACUGCUUACAUUUCGUUACAAGCAGUCUAUUCAUAUCGACUUCAACCUUUAGGCUGCUCACCGAAAAUAACAAUUUUAAGACUGGGAUUAUCGAUUUUUUGUACUAUUAGUUUCUUCGUCGUUAUUAUUGGAGCUGGGCUUGCAUUAAAAGAUUACAAAGGAAACAAUCCGAGGACAUGGUCUCCGGAGGACGGUGGUUGGGAAAUGCAUCUUCUCAGUACAAUCUCCGAGUGGCUUCUCGCUAUUGCGAUUUGUAUAUUUCUUCUAAGUUUCACCCACGAAUUUCGCGAAAUAGAAAUGACUUAUCCUAAGAUAACUUACAAAGAAGACUACGCUAAAAAAAUGUACGGCCUAUUCAAUGCAUCACCAGAGUCAAUCAGUCCAACAACAAAAUCACAUCAAACAUCUUCGACUUCAGCAGGUUGCCAGACAAUUUACGGGACUUUGACUCCGGAAAAAAGUGAUAAAUUAAAUUUUAAUAACGGUGCGACUGAUAAAUUUGAAAAAUCUUCCAUAAAUUAUGAAUUUGAGUUACCCCGUAGCGAUAGUUGUAGUAAAAUAAUAAAUUGUUUAACCGAGUCAGAUAAUCAAGAUUAUAAUCAAAUUUUCUUAUCGGACCUGGAUGAGGAUAAAAUGCUAUUAAGCCACAAUAAUAUUGAAAUUAGAAGCACAAGUAACAGCAGUAGCACCGAUAAUUCAAUAGCGGCUUCCAUAAAAAGCGACGAGGACAUCGAUACCGAAUUGAGUUGCUGUGAUAUAGAGCAGUGUUUAAUUCAGAUUGAAGAAAGCCUAUUGAAUAUCGAACAAAAUUUACUUCACGUUCAAAAUCUUGAGAUACCACAGCUCAAUAAUUUACUGAACAACCGAUUUAUUAUCAACAAUUACAAUCGUAAUAAUGAUUACGUAAAUAAAUACCAGAUAAAUCCUCUGAGUACUUACAAACGGCCUUCUAGUGAAAACUCAAAAUAUAAUUACAGCAAUUAUUUUGAUAAUAAUAGUACCAGCUCGUUGGUUAGAAGCUGCUUGAGGCUUUCACACUCGGACAGUGAUAUCGACAUUGAGAAGAAUAUUUAUUUAAAUUCACCUCGGCACGAUUGUCGUCUGGAUAACGAUGAUUUUAGCUACAAUAAAUAUUCCUCUUUGUUGAAGAAAUCUCAGACUUUGAUUGAGGAUAAUUUUAAAAAAAUUCAACUGCUCAGUGAAAUAAAAAGUGACUUUAUUAAUUUGAAUUGUAGUGAUAGUUUAGGUAGAUCUGUUAAGUUGAUAAAUAGUAAAAAUUUGUGCAAUUCAUUUGAUAAUAAUGGUUGUAAUAGUUUUAAGGAUAAUGAUAAUGACUAUGAUAAUGAAGACUAUGAUAUUACGAGGGUUAAAGAAAUUUUGGGUAAGAAGAAACGUAUUAAUUCGUUAAGUAAUUAUUUUUGUAAGAGUAAUAGUAUUUCUUCUUCUUCGUUGAUAAAUAGUAGAAAAACUUCAUCGCAGGGUGCUAUUGAAAAAUAUACGCGUGAUAAUGGAUUCAAAGUCAGGAAGAAGAGACGCGAUAUUUGCAGGAGAAGUAUUAAUAAUACUUCCAGUGAUGGGUUGUUGAAUCAAAUAAAUGGUAAAAGUGACUUACUGAGGAAGAAAUUUAAAACUGUCGCGACGACAAAGGAUAUUGUUAUGUCCUUCAAAAAAUUGCAAGCCUGUAAUAGCAAGGGAAGAAAUUUAAUGAUCCAGGAUUUUGAUUGCGAGACCAAGAAUGAAGAUGAUAAAAAGAAGGUGAUUGACAAACCAUUGAAGAAUUCCACAAAAAAUCAAUUGCAAGCGAAUGAUAAUAAUGCUCUGGUGCCGAGUAAAUUGUUGUCAUUGUCUUUUUCACUGUUGUUAGCGGCUUUACUUCAAGCGGUGCGUUGUCUUGCUGAUAUCGUUGAAGACACAUUUCGCUCGGUUACUUUUGAUAAGUAUGUUUUACGCGAAUAA